This is a messenger RNA of Gymnodraco acuticeps, 2368 nucleotides long. RefSeq names its product adaptor related protein complex 5 subunit sigma 1 (gene ap5s1). Gene Ontology annotation, cellular component: AP-type membrane coat adaptor complex; lysosome; cytosol. Lineage: Eukaryota; Metazoa; Chordata; Actinopteri; Perciformes; Bathydraconidae. The record is from RefSeq and is a predicted model, not a curated record. The coding region runs from base 101 to 703 and encodes 200 amino acids. Gene Ontology annotation, biological process: double-strand break repair via homologous recombination; endosomal transport. The transcript has 3 exons.
CUAACGCGGAAGUGCUCUAUCAGCAGCAACAACAACAUGACCCGUGCACAGUAAACACUGCUUUGAAACAUAAGUAUAUUUUAGUUGGUUUUUCUGCAGCAUGGUUCGCUGCUUCCUGAUCCACACAGUGUGCCCGGUCAAUGCUCUCGGGGCCGGGGAGAGUCGGGUGCUUUACUGCCGGGUCUUCGGUCCAGAUGAGAGCCUCUUCACCGACCAGGAGCGGGAGUUCAGCCCGGAGGAGAGGCGGGUUCUGCAGAGGGAGCAGACCGCGGUGGUGGCACGGCAGGUGCACAGCGCGGCCUCUCUCUCCCGGGGGGCCGCGGGCCGCCUGCUGAUGGAGGCGCUCCCCGGGGAGGAGGCGCUGGCGCUGCAGGAGGCCGACAGCGGGGUGCUGCGGCUCAGGGCCGGAGACCCCUUCCCCGAGGAGAUGAGCGCUCUGUGGCUGGGGGUCCAGAGCCUGGGCUUCACGCUGGUCUGCGAGCCCCACGAGAACCUCCUGCUGGCCGAGGGGACGCUGCGGACCCUGACCCGACACUGCCUGGAGCACCUGCACCUGCUGGGGCCCGGCAGCGAGGUCCUUCUGAGGAGCGACCGCAUCGACGCUCUGCUCAGCCGCCUGCUUCCUCACGGCCAGCUCCUCUUCCUCAACCACCGCUUCGCCCACAGCCUGGAGAAGGAAGUGGCAGCUUACAUGACAAAGUGACCCAAAAAUACCCGCUGUUCGACUUCCUGUUUGAACUCAUUACUGCCAGUUGUUCUCCACUGGAGACAUCUCUGCGGCAGGAGAAGAAGAGCGGACUGCUGGCAGCUGAUUGGUGGUGAACUCACAGCGAGGUAAAUAUCUGCCUCAGCCACUUGCAGCUGAGUGUUGACUGUUUACUGUGUGGGAGGCUUCAGUUCAAAUCCUGUUUGUGAAAUUGAAGAGUGGAGAGGAAAAUGUGGCAGAUUAAAGAGUGCAGCUGAAGAGGCCGGUUAAAACGUCCUCGUCAACAUCACAGCAGCUGUUAUCUGAUUCUCCGUGCUCCGAGCGACUCUGUGUGACCUUCAGGAGCAGACUGAAGGAUCCUGGGAGUUUCACUGUGGUUUCUAUUGCACCUUUUAAAAAGCAGGAUCAAACAUUCAACCUGCUUUAAUGCACUGCAUAGUGCGAUUCAUUUCAUAGCAACAAACAGCAGGAAUGGAAAAAACAACAAGAUUGAUGAAGCUUUUUCCUCCGCCUCCCCCCCUCCUUUUUUCUAAAUGGUUGUAUGCCGUACAUAAUGUGAUGAAUCUCAUAUAGUAACACACAGCAGAAAUGGAGCAAAUAAAUAUAAUUUAGAGCUUAAAACGUCCUUAUUAUUGAGACAUCGACACAUCUUUUGUUCCUGGAAAGUAGGAGGAAACCCAUGUGUUAAAGGUGGGGUAGGUAAUUCACUUCAGAAACACUUCUUGUUAUAUCUCAUGGAAUGCUCUUAACAUCCCGAUAGCAAUGAAUAUAUUAAAUGCUUUGACAAUAAAUACAUAACAAAAUGUCAUCUGUGGAAGCCGUGGCGCUGUAAAAAGCACGACCAAUCAUCUGAGCCGGCCCGGCUAAAGUAACUGGAUGGCCUACCUGCCUGUCAGCCUUCCAUCUGUGCACAAACUUAUCUCGUGCCCUCAUUGGUCAUGUGCGCGAACGUGUGUGUUGGAGGAGGGGCUCUGUGAGGAAGUCUGAAGGAAGGGGCAGAUUUAUUUCGGCUGCGUACUUUCAAAUUCUAGCGCACUCGAGCUGGUUUCUCCAUUCUUACCUACCCUACCUUUAAGUAUUUAUGCAUUACAAAUAAUGCUUCAUUGCAUAGUAACAAACAGCAGAAAUGGAGAAAGUAUAACACGUUUGACCCAAAAAUAGACAAUAUUCUUUAGACAUAAGCACGUUAUUGUUCUUGAAAAAUAGUAGGAAACUAGGUAUUUGGUGACUUUCAUGGUGUUAUUCAUCUCAUAGUAACAUACAGCAGGAAUGGAGAAAAAAAAAAUAUAACAUUUAGAACAAAAAAAGUUAUUAUUAUUGACAUUUUAAGGACAAUAUGAUGGCAGGAAGUAACAUCAAAUGUUUUAAUAAACUAAAUUAAAGAUAUGCAGAGAUGCCAGCAUGCAGAAUAGGACAAAAACAAAACGGGAAUAAAAAACAAAAUGGAAACUUCCAGACACAACAAUUACAAAUGUAUUCCUGUACCUGAACAUCUGUUGUACCUCCGACUACCCCCCCAUCCCCCCCCCCCCCCAUCAUGAAGCCAGACUCCCCUACUCCUCCUCCUCCUCCACAUCCUUCUCCUCCUCCCCCUCCUCCUCCUCCUGAUUCUGUCUGGGUGCCAGCAUCAAUUGCUUUGAUCUUCUCAUUUUUUUCCCCAAA